UAUCACCUUACAAAAUUUUCAGCCACUGUUAUGGCUCCAUUCAAUCCUCUCAAACUACAGUUACAUGCCUUUUCCAUCUUUAUUCACCCCUUCACUCACUGCACUUGCUUUUUCUUACUCACAAUACAAUCCAUUUUUUUUAUUUUUUUUUUCAUUUUUCCUAUUUCAGUUGAGAAAAAAUGGUCUAUAUUCUGUCGGCUGUUCAUCACAAUUCCCUUCCAAGAACCUGUUCAGCUGAUCACCACAAUAAUCUGUGCUUCUCUUUUUAUGUUCCCAAGCACUUUCGUUUUACGAAAGCAAAAAUGACAAAGAUUACUGCUUUAGCUGAAUUGAUGCGUGAGGCGACUUGUUUGGCAAGUGCUUUGUUGAUAGGGAAGCUUCUUGCUGGAAAGCCCUCUUAUGGUUCCAAGCUUUUAGACAAGGAGCUUAUGACUUCAAAGGAGAAACCUUACAAUCGCAACCUACUGGUUCACGCUACUAAACUUGGCAGACCACCUAGAAAACACACAUCGUCUGGUGGGGCGUGGAAUAAACAUUCACCUUUUUUGGAUGACCGGCCUCAGAAUGCUCAAUCACUUGGUCAUCUGAAACUUAUGCUGAUGUGUGGAUUUUUCACUCUUCAAACUACUCAACAAGCACUUGCUGGUUCGGAUGUCGGGCAGUCCUUUUCAUUCUUAGGGGAUCUAGGUGAUAUUAGCACAGGUUUUGCUUCAGCAUUCUUGUUGAUAUUUUUCUCCGAACUCGGCGAUAAAACCUUCUUUAUUGCGGCACUCCUAGCAGCUAGAAAUUCUGCUGUUGUCACAUUCACAGGGACUUUCGGUGCACUAGGGGUAAUGACGAUCAUAUCUGUCAUCGUUGGACGGACAUUUCACUAUGUUGAUGAUAUUCUUCCAUUCAGGUUGGGAAAUGCCGAUUUACCAAUUGAUGAUCUUGCUGCAGUUUGCCUCCUGGUAUAUUUUGGUGUUUCGUCCUUGCUAGAAGCCUCCUCAAGUGAAGGCCUAAAAGCGGAAGAGGAACAAAAGGAGGCAGAGCUGGCAGUUUCAGAGCUUUCAGGAUCAGGUGCGGGCAUUUUGUCUGCUGCUAACACUGUCGUGAGUACUUUUUUGUUGGUUUUUGUUGCUGAAUGGGGUGACAAAUCAUUCUUCUCCACUAUAGCUCUUGCUGCGGCCUCAUCUCCUAUUGGAGUCAUUGCAGGGGCACUUGCUGGUCAUGGAGUCGCAACUUUGCUUGCUGUUUUGGGAGGAUCUUUCCUGGGAACAUACCUCUCUGAGAAGGUUAUUGCAUACAUUGGUGGUGUACUCUUCCUUGUCUUUGCUGCUAUAACAUUAUUUGAAAUUGUGAGCUAGAAACAAACCAUAAAUUUCUCCCAUGCUAGUCAAUGCUGAUUGAUUUGAACUGAAAGACGAGUAAAAUGUCAGUGCCAGCAGUUUGGGUGAGAACUCUUCCAUAGAGCAAUUAGAUUGUAGGCUUGUCGGAUCACAUUUUUCAGCCAUUGUCUCUCUACAGAGUAGAAAUGACGUGUUAUUUAUUCUUUUCCUCUUCUCGUAAAUUUUAAAUGUAUGAAACGAUGAGUUUGAUCGAAUUCCAUUCACCAAGUCUUUCAGUUAGUCCAUCAGUUCUGUUGUACUCUGAGAUGCAAGUGGAAAAAUGUAUGAAAUCUCAAUGUGUAUUCUUAAGAUAAAGGGUAUGUAAAAAUAGAGAAAGGAUACAAUGUUGGUGAUUCUACAGGUAAGCAUACUAGCUGGAAGUGUAAUCUGGGUGCCUGCUCGAUCAGACUCUCAUUUCAGACAAGAUGGAAGUGUAAGGCCAUGACAAACAAAAGCCAUAACAACGUAAACUGUUAGCGAGACAAGGCAAAUCAAUGCCAUCCUUAGCUUGACAUUUCUCCACCAGGCGUUGUUUCUCAAACGGCGAGUCUGUUUUCUGAAGCGAAAACUGUUGGCUUGCAUAUACGCCGUCUUACCGACCAAUAAGUCCAGUCGAUCUCCUCUCUCUAAAACUUUGUCAAUAUUCUCUAUCAUCACACUCCGCACCUGACUCAUUUCGCCUUUGAUGCGGUUAAUUCUGUCAGCAUUAGGGUCCCUUGAGUAAUACUCCAUUUGUUGGCUCAGAAUCCUCGAGAAUUCAUCGUUCAUUGCAUAGGCUUGGGCAGUCAGCACGGCUCGCCCAUAUGUUUGCACGAAUCGUUGGUGAAUUUCUUCAAGGAAUGCAAAAGGAAUUCUCCCUGAAGAAUUUAUUCAUUCAACUAUAAAAAUAAAAAAAAAGAGCAGCAUUAUUAAUUGAUCGAUAGAGAGAAAAGUUGGAUUCACAUACGCUGAGCGUUGUCUUCUGCCAUACAGAGAACGGUGAGGCCAUCCGUGCGUUUGACGUGGAAUAUGUAGCGAUCUUGUGAGUAAGAGACGUUGGUAUUGUGAUUAGCGGCUGAGAUCUUCUCCAGGAUCUUGCGGGCUACUGUAUUGGCGGUGGUCGAUGACGUGGCACUUGACUCUGCUAGCACAACUGACCCACGCGCCACAACACCAUACAGAAUCGCCAUUCGGUGAUAUAUUUAAUACAAUCCCUUCUCUCUUUCUCUAGUUGCUAGAGAAGAGGAUUUAGAGAGAAAGGUAUAUGCGUACAUGCACGUGCGGGUGUAAUUAACUGAUAUGCAUUUGUAUUUUGUUGCAGAAAAUGGUCUUCCAUGCGCAUCAACAAAGAGAGGUUCAUCCAUAUUUUGUGGGGAAGAGAUGAGAGUUUCUGGUACCUCCAAAUCCAAUGGAGUGGAUUCCUAUAUAUGGAAUUCUUUUGUUUGUAUUC
Molecule: messenger RNA, 2796 nt
Organism: Striga asiatica
Lineage: Eukaryota; Viridiplantae; Streptophyta; Magnoliopsida; Lamiales; Orobanchaceae
Source: the annotation of a GenBank genome assembly